AUGGACUUCGAAGAACGAAUCACUACCGAAAUCCAGUCUCUGUUUGCUGAUGAAUACCGCGGCGAUCUUGCCAACGCGUACUCCGAGAUUGAGCGGUUCAAAUCAGACGAACUGACCGAGUACUCAGCAAACGAUCCCGAUAAAAUGGCUUACUUCUUGCGUUCCAUUAUCUUGGUCUCUAUGAUAAGUGGUAGGCUAGAUGAUGCCUAUGAUGCCCUAGUACAGCUCCAAGUUCUCGUCGAUACAGACCUAGCAGAUGAAAGCAACUCGCAACAUACCACAAACUGGGGACUAAGAUACGCGGCACUAAAAGCCUAUGUUGAUUAUAACAGGCGGUAUCCGCCAUGCAUACCGUACCAACAUGAGUUGAUGAUGCCAGUCAAUGCUUCCAUGAUAGGAAGAGGCAUCCACGGGCCUACGGAUAUUGCGAUGGAGUUGAUUGACAACGUGAAAAAGUAUCUCCGACCAAAUGAAACAAGUCCCAGUUAUCUCAAAGAUGUUAAUAUUUGUCUUGCCUUGCAAACUUUAAUAUACUUUCCGAUGCAGCGCAGAACACUCACUGUGAAGCAGCACCCUAUGGCUCCAAAUGGGAAUUGGAAAAAUAAUUCGGAUGGCAAAUCUCCGGAACAAAUCAUUACAGAGGUUAACCCUCAGAUAUUGAAGCUAGUGCAAACCCCAAAUCAGAAUGGGCCGGGUUUACAGACAAAUCUUUAUUUUCGAAGGCUGUUAGUUGAGCUUCAUUAUGCUAUCGACUCUCCAGAAAAGGAGCAAGUCACAAAAAGGCUCUAUGACGAGUAUCAUGAACUGGGAGACAAGGCUGGAAUGGCAAAUUGCAAGCUGAUAGAGGCCGAUUGCUUGUUGUCUCCCCCUUUUGCUAGCCCUGUCACUCAAAAUCUGAUUCCAGUGCAUGCUCCGACUGCUUCGGGCGAGUGCAGUCUAUGGGACCCGGUUGAGAAAAGGAUUCUGCUCAAGGAAUCUGAUCAAGCUGAAAGGUACUACGAAGAGAGCCUUGAAUGUUUUCGCGAAUCAAAUUGUGGACGCGGUCUAGCCGCAGUUUUGCUUCGCCAAGGGAGCAUCUUGCAUGCUAAGGCUUGCUCAUUGUCCCUAAAUAAUCCCGGAAGAGUGAAACUACUGGAGGGUGUAACCAACAAGUACGACGAGGCACUAAAACUACUUAAUCGAGACGAGGCAAACUCACAAGUUGUGAAAACAAAUCAGAUUCUACUCGACAUAUCCAAAGGCAGCUACUCGUCUAAAGAAUUGAAACAACGUGCAAGUGAUAUUGGAAAAUGGGGGCGAGAACACAAAAACGAGCUCCUAUCCUUUCACUUGAGUGUGUUUAUGCUGCGGUUUGCUCGCCGCGAGUGGGAACGAUACACUAACUUCGACGUUGCAAUGAUGUCUUAUGAAUGCGCGUAUUCGUGUGCCACUGAGCUUGGAGCUCUCACGCCGGCCUUUGUUUCUAUGUGUUCUCGAGCUGAAAUUCAUUAUGAAACAAACAAUAGUACUGCAGCGUUGGUCAUGGUGGAACAUUCCAUCAAUAUGUUCAAUGCUGUUUUGCAUUAUUACGACGAUCUGAUCAAUGCCACCACAGACACUCCAAUGGGGAUAAUGGAUAGAAAACAUUUUAUUAUCAAAAAGUUCGAUUUUAUCUGGUCAGUUGGCCAAACUGUGGGAGGUAUAUAUGGCCGGACCGACGAUCUCGAUCGCUUCAAGAGUUGGGAAAAAAGGUACCUCAUCUGUUUUGAGGAAGAUGAAAACUGUGUCAGCCAAGCGAAAGAGUACAUCUUGAAGGAUACAGAAUUGAGUUCGUGGAUAAAGCAGAACUGGGGCGCGACUGUUGAUGAAAUACUAGACGAGUCGAGUCUGGACACGUCGAUUUCGAGCAAAUAUCAAAUCGCCAACAUCAUGGCCAAGAGGUCAAUGCAAAAAGGGGACUGGAAAAAGGCCGAGUCUUCUAUAAAUCGAUUUGUAGAAGAUGUUGCCAAGUUUAAAAGAAUAUACACACGAGAAAUGUUCCGAAUGCUUGCCUAUCAGCUGAUUGGGGAGACUACCAAGAUCAAGAGAAUUCUCGACUCGAUGACUGACAGCGACUUGUUCAAGGACAGAAUUGACGAGUUAGGUCAACAGGGCCAUUAUCGUGAGUCCUUUUUUUCGCCUCUAUCCGUAAAUGCAAUUUAUGCAUGUGUGAUAGCCGAAGACUGGCGGCGCGGAUCGAGAAUAUUGAGCCUGGUUUUGGAUAUGGAACCAGAGUUCCUUGAUGAAACUUCUCAAACGGGAAGUAAAUUUGACAUAUCAUUUAGACAAGUCACGGCCGGAAUCAUAUAUUUAAACAACUUCCAAUCAGAAAUUGCCUUCCAGAUGCUCCUCAAAGCACGCCAUAGAAUUGAAGUUCAUCGAGGUCAAUUAAGCGACGUUGACGCUAAAGUUGGUGCCUUGUCUCUCACGAGACUCGUCGAGGUCUACUUUACUUUAACAGAACUGUGUCUACGGUGCGCAUCAGCUGGUCUGCCAGUUGCCAUUCUUCAUUCUUACGAUCAUGGUCACCCUCGGGAUGUGACGUGGGAAGAACACGCCCUGCUGUUUUUAGAGGAAUCGAGGGCAAGAUCACUUUUAGAUUCUCUAGAAUCUUCCGCUCACUCCCAACCAACUGAAUCAGGACGACGAAUGUCCGAAGGGAUCUAUAAACGCCGAGCCUUGACGCAUCUCCAGUCCCUGUCCAAACGCACUGCACAGCAAGACCAGGAGCUAGCGGAGUUAGUUUCUGAAGUAGAAGGUCUAGAUGUUGAGAGCUUGUCCUACUCGACGAAUGCCUUGAUAAAUACUGUCGGCUCGAAUAUUCCGCCACACAGUCUUUUCAAUCAUCUCAGUGAAGACGUAGUUGUGAUUGAAGGCGUUUUCUACCACCGGGGGUGUAACCUCCUUGCAGUGACAAAUAAGGGAGUCGUAUCCUUUCACAGAGGGAAAACUCGUUUGAUUGAGCUCCAAAAAUUGGUCAUGGAAUUGAUGCAAGUUAUGAGGGUAAUGACUGGCACGAAAGACGAUGACGAGCAAGAUCGGAAAGCACGAGUCAAGGCCUUAUCUAGGCAAAUAUCGAAUAUUCUCCUCACUCCGUUUGCGGGAAUUAUAAGAAGGAAACGCCACAUAAUAUUCUCCGUCUCAGAACCACUUAGUGCUUUUCCUUUUUCUAUGCUGGAUUUCGAUGGCAACCCGUUAGUUAUGCAUGCAGCUGUGUCUCAAACGCCUAGUCUAACAGUUCUAUACUAUUUAUCGCAACGAGGUCCACAAUCUACGAAGCCAACAGUGACUGUGUUCACGAAAUCUCUGUCUCAAGAUGACGACUCGUCAAAUGUCCGAAACACCAAAGAAGUCACACUCCCAAUGGCGGGAAUCGAAGCAGUAAAUAUUUCUAACAUGUUUUCCACAUGGCCAAUCGAGGCAUCAACCCUCUCUCGAGCACAAUUCCGCAAUCACAUCGAGGAACACACUUCAGUCCUCCAUAUCGGCACUCACGGGAUGAUCGACUUAGAAAACCCGCUCCUCUCAUCCAUCUCCAUUGGCGAAGAUUUCCGGGUGCUCGACAUGUCUCAAAUCCAAAGCAAGGCCAACCUUGUCGUCUUCGCCGCGUGCCUUAGUGGUCUCGGCCGAGCAACGAUCGGGAGCGAUGUCUUGGGCUUCACACAUGUCGUUUUGGGCACGGGCUGUCAGGCUUAUAUUGGGACCUUGUUUGAAGUCAGCGAUUUUGCAUCAAUGGUCCUAAUGACUUUGUUCUAUCGAAACAUCAAAAACGACCCGAGCUUGUCUUUGGUUGAAGCGCUGCGGCGUGCUCAGGUGGAGUUUCUGCAAUUUGAUACGGACAAGGCUACCAGGUUUAUUGACGAUCUUCUUGAUAUGUGGAACAUGAAGUCAACAACAGCGCCGGAUGGGGUCAGAAACCCUGCUGAUAUAGUUCCUGAAGGAGAGUAUCUGUUGACCUUGCAGAAAAUGUUAUUGCCACAGCUUGACUGGACCAGCCCCUACUUUUGGGCGCCUUUUGUACUGAUGGGCUACGGCGACUUUUGCUUCUGUCCGGAUGCUGAACCAGUGUUUCUGGAGGGUUUGGCCUCGUCUCCUAAGCUGGUUCCGCAAGAUAAGGAAGACUACCUUGAAUAA
Molecule: messenger RNA, 4152 nt
Organism: Talaromyces rugulosus
Lineage: Eukaryota; Fungi; Ascomycota; Eurotiomycetes; Eurotiales; Trichocomaceae
Exons: 2
Coding region: 1-4152 (1383 amino acids)
Source: RefSeq, a predicted model, not a curated record